UGCUGUCGCCGCCGCUGCUGCUCUUCUGCUACUGCUGCUGCCUGCCAGCUGAGGUGUAUUGGCCCAAGGCCCAAAAGCAAACACACUAACACAAUCUCACACACACUGAGAGGGACACUCCGCCGCCGCCACAAAUGCUGGACAAAGAUUGAACGGCAGCCGACAACCGCCAGUCACCCAGAACUCGACAAAAACACAAACACACACAGCCGCCGCCUCCCCUUGCCUCAGCCCCAGCCCUCCCCCCAGGGGGACAACGACAACGAUUGAGUUAUAUAUUUCGAUUGGGGAUAUCCGGAUUUAAACAAAGAUGAACGCACUCGAUAUGAAUAAACAAUUUUUAAGCGUAUCCCAGGAGCAUGACCAGCGCAAUCGUUCGCGUUCGGAGCGUGCCUCAAGUUUGGCUUUACCCCUCAAUAAUUCCCUCUUGGAUUUCUAUGACAAGCAACAGGAGCAGUGCAAAUCAGUUACCCUCUUGCCCCUGCCCAGCUCCAGUGCUGGCAUCCCCAAUAUCAGCUCCAAUACCAGCUCCAGCAUUGUACGUCGCCAUUCAUCUCACUAUUAUCCCAUGCUGGAGGAUAAUAAACAGAAACCAAAAACGAAGCCAAAACCGCCGUCGCACCUGCAACCUCAAGCAGCCACCGAAAUGCUGUUAAACAUGGCGGAAACGAAAUACGGCAAGUCAUUGCUGCAACAUCAACAACAACAACAACAACAACAGCAGCAAUUGAUACGCGUGGACACUCCAGUGACACCCCCGCCACCCAUUCCACGUCGUUUGAUGCGAGGUAAAUCCUCUUGGCAAUCGCCAAAUGCUGCACAGGAAAUGGCCCACGGCCAGGGCACGGUUUUUGUUUAUCCACAGCCAAUAACAACAACAACAACAACAUCAGCAAAUGUAAUGAGCACAGUUUCAGGUGGAUCUGCCCUCUUGGUGGACACUGAUGCCGAUGGCAUUUCCGAUGAUGACCGCAUGAGCCUAGAGAAUUCGGUUUUUGACGAGUCAUUGACCUCGACACCGGUCAAGGUCAACAAUGGCAGCAGUUAUUCCUAUCAGACAGGAGGCACUACGAAUAGUCGUUGCUAUGCCCAUUUGGCCAUGGCCAAGAGUAGUCGAGCCCAGCGCUCCUCAAGCAGCACUGUGGACUCUGCCUAUGGCUCAUCUGGCGGUCACUCGGAGCGCUUUGCCUCGACCAGUUCGACCAGCGUUGAUUUCCGUAGUCGCUUCUCAUCGGUGGACACACAAUCCUCGUUGGAUGAGAAACCCAUGUCGCUGGCCAGUUCCAUUGACUCACCGCUGGCCAAAGAGACGCUGAUGCAUAAACUUAAUAACAAUGUCAACUUAAGUGCGGCCAGCAACAACAACAAUUUGAUUAGUAAGCUUCCCGCGGUACCGGCUCGCAAGCAACCGCCAUUAAAGGCCUCAAUUCCGAGUGACUCUUCCAGCGAUUGCGCCAAGGAGAGCAGCAGCAGUGUGUCCGCAUCGGCUUCCACCUCGUCGGCUGCUUCAGCUGGUUCGAGCACUUUAUCGAGUGCCACAAUGUCAUCCAUGUCCACGCCAGCAGUGGCUCCUCCGCCUCCAGCACCAAUGAAACGUCCACAACAGCCGCCAGAACCUCCGCAACGGCAACAGUUCAACAUGAAUUCGAAUUGCCUGGCAGAGGGCGUACUCGUACGGAUACAUGGUAAUCCUCCGCCUCCGCCGUUGACCGUGCGCAACAAAUUCAAUCGCCAGAAGCCGCCGCCCAUUGUCUAUCCCAAGCUGCAGCAGCGUCAGGAUUCCACCUUGUCCAGCGAUAGUUAUUCGAUAAGUUCCAGUCCUGGAUAUAAUUCCAAAAUGAUGGAAACUCCUCUAUUGUCGGCCGCACAGGGCGGACGUAAGAGUCAACCGCCACCGCCGCCGCCGGGUGUGGCCCAACGUCAAUUGCCGUUGAUGGGCAGAGGAAAGAUGAAUUUCCGACAGGAUUCAACCAUAUCGAGUGAUAGUUUUAGUCAAACAUCAAGUCCAGGCUACAAUCCAAAACUAAUGGAGGCUCCUCUUUUGCCCUCCCUGACAACAUCCAAGCGUAUGUGCAGUGGCGCCGCUCCGAUAAGUUUGCGUCAGGGUAUACCAGCUAUUCCCCUCGAGGAAUUGGAACCGAAAUCGCCGACAACAACCACCUUGCCACCACUCACAAAGGCACCCAGUGUGACGCCUAGCAGUUUGCAGACCAUUGUACGCUUUCAGAACGGAGCGCCUCACACCAUGUCCUUGCAGCAUCAGCAGAUUAUCAACAACCGUCGCAAGAGCUCCAAUCCUUACAUCACGAAUGGACGCUUGAAAUUCCGCCUAUUUCAGGUGCUGAUCAAUGCCUUUGCUCUGUUGGCCAUUGCUGGGGGAUUGGCUGCCUAUUUCAAUGCCUAUCCGACCAUCAAGUUUGUGAAUAAAACAAUCAUCAAUACGAUUCAUGUGGAGGAUGCUUCAACAUUUGGCAAGAAUCCAGCACCAGGCACUUGUGUGCCCAUUAUAGUUCGUUUCUGUCAGGGACAACAGAUACCCUACAAUUACACAGUGUUCCCCAAUUACAUUGGACACUUUGGCCAAUUGGAGGCUGUGACGGAUUUGGACUCGUACGAAGCAUUGGUCGAUGUGCGUUGCUAUGAGCUUGUCUCCCUUUUCCUAUGCACACUCUUCAUGCCAAAGUGUGGACAGAGCGGCGCCACUGUUCCCCCUUGCAAGACUCUCUGCACGGAGACUAUGAGACGAUGCGGCUUCUUUUUUGACGUUUUCGGACUGAGUUUGCCCGAGUAUCUGAAUUGUAAACUUUUUAAGGACUUCUCCAGUGCAGAGGAUUGUGUGGGUUUGAAUGAAGUGCGGGAUGUGAUGAUAGCUGCUUCGAAUCCCAAAUGCGAUGGUUUCCAGUGUGAUCAGAAUCGUUGUUUGCCCAAGGAAUAUGUGUGUGACGGACAUUUGGAUUGCAUGGAUCAAGCGGAUGAGGCCCAAUGCGAACGGUGUGGCAAGGAUGAGAUCUAUUGUGGCGACGAUAGUUGCAUUGGCACCAAGCACGUCUGCGACGGCAUCAUUGAUUGUCCCUAUGGGCAGGAUGAACGAAAUUGCUUACGUCUUAGCGAACGGAAUGGUGAUGUGGGCUCCGGUGUACUCGAGGUAUUUCGCUAUGGGAUGCGUCAAUGGAUGCCGGCUUGCGUCAAGAACUGGGAUCGAGCUGUUUCCCCCAGUGCGGUCUGCUCUAUUCUCGGUUACUCGGCGGUAAAUGCCACUAGUGUGGUCACCCAACACACACAUCGUUCGCUCUUGGCCUCUGUUAAUGUAUCGACAGAUAUCUGGAAAAUGUAUGCCAAACGUCGUUCGACUCUAAUGCAGGAAUUCGCCAAUUGCAAGCAAUCGGAAGAUUAUCCCAUAGCAGAGCUUACCUGCUCUAAUUACGAGUGCGGCAAGGUUAAACGUGGACGUCAUAAGCCAUCUAGACGCAUUAUCGGUGGAAGUCAAUCCAAUCCCGGAAAUUGGCCUUUCUUAGCUGCCAUUUUGGGUGGACCCGAGAAAAUAUUCUAUUGUGCUGGCGUCUUAAUAUCUGAUCAAUGGGUGCUCACCGCAUCGCAUUGCGUGGGCAAUCACACGGUUAUCGAUCUCGAGGAUUGGACUAUACAAUUGGGCGUGACGAGACGCAACUCAUUUACCUAUACGGGCCAGAAAGUGAAGGUCAGAGCAGUAAUACCACAUCCUCAAUAUAACAUAGCUAUUGCCCAUGACAAUGAUAUAGCCCUGUUCCAGCUUGCCACUCGGGUGGCUUUUCAUGAGCAUCUUCUGCCUGUAUGUUUGCCACCACCAACAAUCAAGAAUUUAUCACCGGGCACUCUCUGUACAGUCAUUGGAUGGGGUAAACGGGAAGAUAAAGAUCCCAAAUCCACAUACGAAUUCAUCAUCAAUGAAGUCCAGGUACCUAUUAUACCGCGUAAUCAAUGCGAUGAAUGGCUAGACAAUUUGACUGUCUCCGAAGGGAUGUUAUGCGCCGGUUUUGAAGAUGGCGGCAAGGAUGCCUGUCAGGGCGAUUCGGGUGGUCCACUUCUCUGUCCAUAUCCGGGUGAAAAGGAUCGUUGGUUUGUGGGCGGAAUAGUGUCCUGGGGCAUUAUGUGUGCCCAUCCAAAAUUACCAGGUGUCUAUGCGAAUGUCUUGCAAUACUCUCCUUGGAUACAUGAACAGAUGUCAAAGCAUUCACGUCCACUCAGCGAGGAGAGGGUGAACAAGUACGAUAUACAUCCCGGUGGACCGGAUAUCCUAUCGAAAAUGGCCACCGGUCCCAUACGGAAUGGCAAACCAUAUUACUAUACGCAUGCCAAAUCUUUAUCAAGAGGUGACUAAUAGGAGGCGGAGAUAAUAGACAACUAUUUUGUAUGAGCAUCAACAAAAACGUAGAGAGAUUUGAGGGCAACAUAAUCAUAAUGUGUCAAUUUGCCGAAUUUAUUUGUCAAUUUUUUUACCAAGAGAUUUCUAUGAACCCAAAAAAACCACAAAAACAAAAAAAAAACAACUAAACAAAAAAGAAAAAUGAAUCAAGCAAAGGCGGAACUAAUUGUCAAUAAUAUUUGUAU
Molecule: messenger RNA, 4587 nt
Organism: Drosophila willistoni
Lineage: Eukaryota; Metazoa; Arthropoda; Insecta; Diptera; Drosophilidae
Gene: Corin
Exons: 13
Coding region: 311-4357 (1348 amino acids)
Biological process (GO): proteolysis; acrosome reaction
Cellular component (GO): membrane
Molecular function (GO): serine-type endopeptidase activity; protein binding
Source: RefSeq, a predicted model, not a curated record